Molecule: messenger RNA, 2869 nt
Organism: Blastomyces gilchristii SLH14081
Lineage: Eukaryota; Fungi; Ascomycota; Eurotiomycetes; Onygenales; Ajellomycetaceae
Exons: 2
Coding region: 968-2668 (566 amino acids)
Source: RefSeq, a predicted model, not a curated record
AACCAUCAACCACCACCUUAUCAUUAACCUGCGUAUCAACACAUCAACUGUCUUUCUCUCCUUACAGCUCCAUAAUUCUUCUUGUCCUUGGGCUUCAGACCUUACCCCGGUAGACAAGCAAUGCCCAUGGAGUUAAGAAUGUCCUCUUUAUGCUUUUUAGUUGGAUUGAGAACUCUCAAACCUACAUAUUUGCGAACGGUUUACAGCAUACAUACUAUAUGCGUGACUUUGGCACAUCCCGGUAGUUGCCAGUAAAGGGAACUCUCCGGUUAUCCUUGACGACGCAUAAACCCUCAUGCGAUUAAACACUCGCAUCUAUGUUUUACUAGCUUGUCUCUACAUUUAAGUUUGUUUGUUCACGAUAAGGUUUCGCGGAUUUUACCAUGGACCUGUCUUGAGCUUGUUUAAACUCAGGCAGUUAAUGGAGAAAUGGUUAAUAUCUACCGGCCAGCAUUGUUGACAUGCACUCGAGAGCAGACAACGGGGAAGAUUCCCAACUCUAUUUGCUAUUAGAACCUUCGCAUUCACGAGUGCCUGUACAACUACGUUGUUUAAUACAAAGGCAUUUUCCUUCUGACAUGACUUACUUUUCUACUUCUUCUUUUCUAACAUAUAUAUGGAUGUAUAGCUGCUCUGAUGCGUCAAUAACACUCUCCAUCCAGUUUUGGGAUUCCUGAGAUCUGCUACGUGUUUCUACUACAAGUAUAUCUAGCAUCGCCAUAUUAUUGAUAUCUUGAUCAAAUCUCACGGCCUUGCUUCCUUCAAACGGCCCUAUCAUAGAAAUUCCGUGGCUCUCAGGCCUCCAAACCAAGUAGCACGCCUGCGGUACACACCACCACGAAGUUUUACACCAUCUCCUGUCCUCAUUAUCAGCGCCGUGCGCAAUUUAGGAAAUAUCCCACCCCGUCCAUCCAUUUUUUAUUUUUAUUUUAAUUUAUAUUUUUCAUCCUUAACUGGUCACCUCAGUAUGUUUAUUUUAGAAAAGUUUUCCGCAGCCGCAACUAGAAUGAAGUUGAUGUCAUUCACGCGAAUGAUAUCCUUCAAGGGACACGGCCAUGCCUCUGUUAGUCCGACGGUUGGCAAAGCAAAAGCUCGAACAACCCGCCUAUCACCCCGGAGUUGGCGCGCCGGAAGACCGUCAAGCUGCAAAGUAGAUUCGGAAUUGAUUCUCGAAGUCUCCCCUUGCGCUUCUCUGCGCCCCUUGCAUCCGCCUGCAUCACCGGCCGUUCUCGAAAAUGCAAACGGUUCAUGCAGCCGAUUUUCCACUCAGGUAAAUGAUACCUGCUCUAACUUUGCGGAAGAGGGCUCUAUUACAGGUGCUCUCGCUCCUCCCGUUGAGGCUCCACCUAGCCCUAUAGUCGUGCCCAGUAGCAACACUCCUAUUCUCCAGGACGGCGACAUAGAGGAAGAAAGAAUGACGCCCUUUGAUGAACCUGACUUUCGUCUUCAAUAUGAGCAGCAACGGCAUGCAAUUCACAUCGCAGCAUUAGAAGACGAGUAUAAAGAGAAAAUGAGAGCUGUUGUCGAUGAGAAAAAUAAGCUCAAGAAAGAGUUGGAGGAUGCUAAAAAAAUAAGGGAUGCCUUUGAGCAACAAAAAACAUUUUGGAAUGAAAGGUUUGUUACUGUGAGCAGAGACCGAGACGACAAAGUCAAUGAACUCAAAAAAAAGCUGGAGGACACUAGAGGAGAAAGAAAUAUCUUUGAGGAACAUAACAUAUUUUGGAGCGAAAGGUUUGGUACUGUGACAAGGGCCCAAGAUGACAAGAUCAAGGAAAUCAAGAAAGAACUGGAGGACGCCAGAGAAGAAAGAGAUUCCUUUGAGAACCAGAAAUCCUUUUGGAACGAAAGGUUUCUUACUGUUACUAGACGCCGAGACGACAAGAUCGAUGAACUCAAACGGGAGCGGGAUCGAUUUCAGGCGUCAUACACUGCUGUUGAACCGAGAGCUAAGGCUUUGGAAGCCCUCGCAAAUCACCAACAAGUUCAGCUCGAAGAGAUGGAGAAGGUAAUAGAAGAGUCUAAAUUACAGCUUGGGAAACAAAGAGAAGAGCUCGAAUACCGUUGCCAGGAAAACAACCUUUUGCUUAAGCAGAUUGAAGAAUACGAAGCCAGCAACCUUACAUAUUUCCAAAACUUCCACAAUCUCGCCCAAUGUACAGAACAAUUUCAGAGCCGAUGUGCACAACUCGAGCAGGAGGUAGAAAAGCUAAAUGCUACCAAAUCGGAACUAGAAGCUAGCUUGACUGCGGCUCAUGAUAAAAUCCAGAUCUCAACCCUCAAACAGCUAGCAAGGGAACAGGAGCUCUCCGAAGAUAUCUACCUCGCUAAAACACGACAAAAUAUUGCUGAGUAUCACCUCUCUUACCUUCAAGAGACGUGGCGUGCCGAGCAUACCAAAUCUGCCAAUGAACUUGCGGACUGCCGGGCAGAACUCCUACUGAAAGAUAAGCAUAUCGAUGUGGUUCGCCAACAAAAGGAUUGUUGUCAACACGUCAUUACGGAGGUGGUUUCCAUGCUAGCCGGUCGGGCUGAGGAUGGAAACGAGUUCGCCCGACAACUUUCCCUGUACGUGUCGGAAACUCUUGAUCGAAAUGAGGAGCUUGGACUGCAGAUUUUCAACCCCCAUGGCAAAGAGCUUAGUGACAGCGAGAAUGAGGGUAGCGGGUAACAUAUACUUCUCGAGCCCUCCACCUUUGCUCUCUCCGGGCCUCUCUAUCAUUUCGGAUGGAAGACGAAUUUUACUCGUUCCAAUUAUUGUUUUGGUGCCGGUUACUCAUCUCCAAGAUUGAAAUGCAAAUCCUGCUUAGAAUCUUACUGACUGCCUUGUUCCUUUUGCUUUGAUUGCAACGAGAAAAAAUUAAAAUAAAAA